Molecule: messenger RNA, 678 nt
Organism: Akanthomyces muscarius
Lineage: Eukaryota; Fungi; Ascomycota; Sordariomycetes; Hypocreales; Cordycipitaceae
Exons: 3
Coding region: 1-678 (225 amino acids)
Molecular function (GO): acetyltransferase activity
Source: RefSeq, a predicted model, not a curated record
AUGUCAGCUACCUCUGCAGAUGGCAAGCCCAUAGAUCCGAAGGAGAACCUUCGUCGCAUGGCAGCCGGUGAGCUGUAUUAUGCCUUUACGCCAGAUCUGAUUGCGGCCCGCAAGAGAGUUGAGGCCGCCUACAAGCGCUUCAACAAGGCCGAGGAUGCUACAAGACGAGAGCUGGCAGAGAUGUGGAACGACAUCACACAGGACAAGACGCCGCUGCCACCAAAAGCAGCCACAGAGGAGGAAGACGAGGAGCUCCUCCAGGACCAUGCGUGGGUAGAUCGACCCAUUGCCACAAUAGACUACGGGCACAACAUCAAGCUCGGCAAGAAUGUGUACAUCAACGCCAACAGCGCCUGGCUCGACACUUGCACCAUUACGAUUGGCGACCGGGUCCUGACCGGUCCAAACGUGCACUUUUACGCGGCCACGCAUCCCGUCGACUAUCGCGUGCGCAAUGGCACGCGCGGACCCGAGGCCGGCGGGCCCAUCACCGUCGGCGACGACUGCUGGAUCGGCGGCAACGUCACGAUCCUGGCGGGCGUCACCAUUGGCCGCGGCAGCGUCAUUGGCGCCGCGAGCGUCGUCACAAAGGACAUUCCGCCCGAGUCUGUGGCCGUGGGCAACCCGGCGCGCGUGAUUAAAAAGGUAGACACGUCUAAGCCUCCUCAAUACCAGUAA